AGUAACUACUGGUCUCAGACAGCGUGAACCUGAGUGGAUUAAAAUGUUUGUAAUUCUGGUUCUGGUUCUGGUUCUGCAGCUUACAGAAAUCAGAGGAACGUUUUCACCCAGAUUUGUUGUCCGAGAUGGAGAUGAUGUCACUCUGCCUUGUGAUAACAUGAGAGAUGAACAGGAUACAUGUGAAAAAACUAACUGGCUGUUCAGUAAUUCACCAGAUGCAUCAGUUACCGUCUCUACAGACAGACAAGUGUCUGGAAAAACGGAAAGAUUGGAGGUGGCGGCUGAUUGCUCUCUGGUCAUAAAGAAUGUCUCACAUGAGGAUGUUGGUUUCUACACCUGCAGAACUUCACAUAUCAAUCAUAAUCAAGAUGCUCAUGCUCAUCUGUUUCUUUUAACAAUGACGGAGAAGAAAGAGGGCGACCAGGUGACGUUUUCCUGCUUCGUCGCAGCAAAGGAAACGUGCAAACACACGGUGGAGUGGAUGUAUGAGGGGGGAGCUGUGAACGAUACCAUGAUCAUGAAGACAUCCGGAUGUUCAGUUACUGCGGUUAUUCCUGAAAGUUUCCUCAAGAACAAACCGAAAUAUCGAGAGAUGAUUUCCUGCAAAGUGAAGGCUGAUUCCACAGAAAGAGACCAGCUGUUUCCCCUCAGCCCUCAGACAGCCGGAAAUGAUGUAAACAUGACAAGUGCAGAAGGAAGAAAAGCUAAUGAAACAGAGCCUGCAUUGAAAAACGCUUCAACAACCCCAUUAAAUUUGUGGUUAUACGUUGUCGUGUCUCUUGGUUCAGUAGCAUUGAUAGUAACUGUUCUAGUGAUCACUCUGUGGAAACGAAGGGAAGAGGAAAGAUUGAUAAUUCUUCAGGAUGUGGAGCAAAGCCUGAACUCUGCUGUGGUUCUGUCUAGUCCUGGAAACGGUCCAAACAUGGCUGACCCUGAAGAUGAAGUUCUCUACGCCACCAUUUGCCACACAGAAAAGGCAAAAAGUAAAACUUGGGAUGAUGAGAAGCCAGGCGACUCUGUGACCUACAGCUGUGUGAAGGUCGAUUCUCCUGCAGGUUCCUGUGAUCCUGACAGCCUCAACGCAAACCAUCAGCAAAUCACAUGAACAAGAAAUGAAAUAUUUUGCUUCUGAAAACAAAACCUUAUUUAUCAUGAAGUUAAACUGUUAUUAAGAUAUUAACUGGAUGCUGGUGUGAUUUAUUUCAGUUGAGUAGUUGGUGUGAAAGUCAGGCUUCAUAUCAUAAUCACAUGUAUCUUGAUUAUGAUGUCCAGGUUAUUAAUUCAGAAAAACAAAUAAUUCAGCAACAUGAUGUGUUUUCUGUAUUGAUCUGAUUUAGUGCUUAAGUCUGACGGUUUAUUUAUUAACUUAUUAAGUAUGUAAAGUAAUACAAAUUAUACAAGUAGGAACAUUGUGCUGUAUAUGGAAGUUAUAUAAAUCCAAUGUGCCAGAAGUGUUCAAAUAAAUCACCAAUAUGGUGGACACAAAACUCCAAACACAAAAAUAUCAAACCUCAUGACAAAGAAAAUGCAGAAACUUUAAAUAACGAGUAAAUAAGUCACUAAAAAAGAUAAAUAACAGAAUUACCUAAUAUGGCUUCCACAAACUUCAGUUGUCUGGGACUCUGGCAACGAAAUUCACUUGAUUACUAAAUAAUUUUUCUUCUAGUAACUGAAAACUGAAUGUUUAAACUAAUGAGUAACUGGUGCUGAAAGGACGAGGACAUCUAGUGGUGAUGAGAGGAAGUGAAAAAUAAGCAAACCCACAGAUUCAUUAGCUUAUUAAAAUAAUUCUCCUUUUUUCAUUUCAUUGCUUUAUUUUCUAGAUUUUUAGCUUUUUUAUUUGAUUUAACCAACCGUUUUAUUGCUUCUUUGUUUAUAUGUAAUGCUAAAUUUUAAUGUGGUACUUUCUAGGUAUUUUUCUUUAAGUGUCAUUUUUGGCCAGAAAUGUUGCUGUUAUUAAAACCUUUCUCUGCCGUGUCGGUGCUCCGC
Xiphophorus maculatus (southern platyfish) is the source of this 1989-nucleotide messenger RNA. RefSeq lists its product as uncharacterized. Gene Ontology annotation, biological process: interleukin-15-mediated signaling pathway; positive regulation of ERK1 and ERK2 cascade; T cell activation. Bases 44 to 1105 code for a protein of 353 amino acids. The transcript has 9 exons. Gene Ontology annotation, cellular component: membrane raft; external side of plasma membrane. Lineage: Eukaryota; Metazoa; Chordata; Actinopteri; Cyprinodontiformes; Poeciliidae. The record is from RefSeq and is a predicted model, not a curated record. Gene Ontology annotation, molecular function: MHC class II protein binding; protein tyrosine kinase binding.